Molecule: messenger RNA, 1575 nt
Organism: Drosophila albomicans
Lineage: Eukaryota; Metazoa; Arthropoda; Insecta; Diptera; Drosophilidae
Exons: 2
Coding region: 134-1435 (433 amino acids)
Source: RefSeq, a predicted model, not a curated record
ACACACAACUUUCAGUUAUAUAAUUGUUGUAUUUGUUUUUUCUUUCCCUGUACAUUUAUCAACACUAUCGAAUGCUGAUGACCCGUUCGAGAGGUAGAAUUGGACGUGCAUUGGGCUGCUGAUUCCAACAGAGAUGGCCAUGUUGACGCGCCUAACUAGCAACGGCACAACGACAGUGGCUCCAGGCUCGCCUAAGGGAUUGCAACGCUUCCAGAACUACCUCAGUGCGUUGCUCUGGCCAGGAGGAACUUCACAGCGACGAAAGACGUCCACUCAACAACAACUGGAUGCCAUUGAUUCCUUCACCGAUGAGCUCGUGAAUCGCAAGACACAAAAGUGGGAGGAGUUGCAUGACAAUCUUAUGGCCAAACAAUCGCCCGUUGCCGAGGAGACGAAGACAAAGAAAAAUAGCUUUGGCCAGAACGUUGGCUUAAUGUCAAAGGGAAUGAUGAAUGAUUUGAAGCAGUUGCGUUCUCCGCAACUGGGGUUGGACAUACGUUCGCUGUCGCAGCCACAGUUGGACAAUCUACUACUAGCCACGCUGGAGAUCAAGAAUAAAGUGGAUUUCCUAUACCUAAUCCGUCAGUGUGUGCGCUGGCAUCUCUUGCCCUGCAACGAGGUGUUCAUCGCCUGUCUCAAGUAUUUGAGCAAUAUGGGUCGCAUGCAGCAGCUGGACUCGCUGGCCGAAACAUGCCGACAAUUGAAGCAUCCCUUUUCCAUCACUUACUCGGAUUUGGCGCCAUUCAAGGCCCUGGCUUUAUGGCAGAAUGGCAACGCCGAUGUCGCCCUUAUGACGCUGCAUCGUGGCUACUCUGCUGCCUUAAAAAACGACGAGGGAAGGCGCUCGAUGCGUUGCGCUUUUCGCUCAAUUGCCGAGGACACUUUGGCUCAGAAGUCGGAGGCUGUCUUGAUCUCGCUGACGGAGGUGGCACGCGCCAUACACCGGGAGCACAACGACAUCUUUGUGGUGGGAUGUGUGUGGAAGCAGUGCUUCAUUAGCAGUUGGUUCAGUGAUCAAAAGUAUGCCGAAGAACUCUUUGAGAGCUUUCCCGAUCUGCAAAGUUUGGUGGCUCGCCGGGCAGAUGGAUUAUGUGACUCAUUUCUGGGUCAUCACAAUGUGGAUGCAGUCCAUCGUUUGAUUGAAGUAUUCCUAGAGCACAAUCAACGCGAGGCUUGCUCUCUCAGCUUACGCAGACUCUUUGGCUAUCAAUAUGAUCGCAAGGACUUGCGCGCAUGCGCUGAGAUUGUCAAGUCGUGCAGCGAACUAGAGAUGCCAUUGAAAGAAGAGCAAAACGAGCAGUUCCUCAGUCUGUUCCUCGACAGCUCGGAUCCCUUUGAGACGGGCAAGGCGAGCAGCAACAGCCACAGCAACCACAACAGCAAUGGAAUUGUGGCCAACAAGUAUAAGCCCAAAUCGUUUCAGUACAAAUUUUAAGUGGCGCUUUUUGUUGCCCAAUUUCGUUGUAGUUGUAGUUGUUGAAUCCAUCUGUGGAUUCGUUGUAGCAAACUCUUACCACUUUCCAAAUAAAUGUUGUGCAGCCACUCUCAGUUGGUCAUUCAGCACCCGAUAAUCAA